CAGGAAACAUGUUGCGCCCUGUUUUCUACGUAGUAGUGGCGUGAGGCAGUGUGACGCUGUGUCAGGGUAUCGAGCAGUCUGGGAGGCUUAAAGAGACAUCAUAGCAACUGGAGGACAAGAGGGGGAAAAAAUAAACGAUUCCCACCUACGAAGAACCAUGACUUCGACAGCCUGUCGAUAGCUUAAGUCUAAAAGGUAUCAAGCGGGCAAAAACAAGAACGACAAAAGCUGUUUGCUUUGUGGGUCGCUCCUUGCCGUGACCCUACAACAUGGAUGUUGUCCAAUGUAUCACUGAGGGCUGACCAGAAGGAAUGAGGGACCCCAGGAGAUGUUCCCAAGUUGCCUUGUGAAUGCAGUACUUGGAUUUUGGAGUGCUUUUUUAUGAUUUGUACUGUAUGUGUCUCUCCAUGGGCACAUUUUAGCACAGCCCACCGAGUCUCCUGUCAGGACCGUACUUCUCUUCGACCGGAGCUGGAGUGACGCAUAAGAAAGGAUCAAGAAGAUACAGGGGACGCGCACGGCAACACAAAUAGAGAUCCACAACACAACGGCUGUGGUUUCAGAUCAUUGAGCUUUCUCCUCAACCCCAGUUUUAACAGCAACACCUUUUCCUCUGUCCUGUGAGAUUUGUCUCCCUGCCCCCCUCCCUAAAGCUUCCUCUACCAUUGUUAUUGGAUCUCCUAUGGUUUGCAUGGCUGGAGAAUAACCGUGGAGAGGCCAGGGUAUCACAAGCUUAUGGAUUUUGACAAGAGAGGGGGCAAGGGAGAGACAGAGGAAGGGAAAAAAAUGUCUAAGACGGCAGGUAGCAGGACUGGACAUGGGGUCCGGAGUUCCGGGACCACCUCGGGAGUUCUUAUGGUGGGCCCUAACUUCCGUGUUGGCAAAAAAAUUGGCUGCGGGAACUUUGGAGAGUUGCGUCUGGGAAAAAAUCUCUAUACCAACGAAUAUGUGGCCAUCAAAUUGGAGCCUAUAAAGUCCAGGGCGCCACAGCUUCAUUUGGAGUAUAGAUUUUACAAACAGUUGGGAAAUUCAGAGGGAAUUCCACAGGUGUACUACUUCGGUCCUUGCGGGAAAUACAACGCUAUGGUGUUGGAGCUGCUGGGGCCCAGUCUAGAGGACUUGUUUGAUCUCUGUGACCGCACCUUCUCCCUCAAGACCGUCCUGAUGAUAGCCAUACAGCUGAUAACGCGGAUGGAGUAUGUCCACACCAAGAGUCUGAUUUACAGAGAUGUGAAGCCAGAAAACUUCUUAGUUGGGCGACCAGGAAGCAAGAGGCAGCACACCAUUCACAUCAUCGACUUUGGUCUGGCCAAAGAGUACAUAGACCCCGAGACCAAAAAACACAUCCCCUACCGGGAGCACAAGAGUCUGACUGGAACGGCACGCUACAUGAGCAUCAACACACACCUGGGAAAAGAACAAAGUAGGCGGGAUGAUUUGGAGGCCCUGGGUCACAUGUUCAUGUACUUCCUCCGAGGUAGCCUUCCUUGGCAAGGCCUAAAGGCUGAAACUUUAAAGGAGAGGUAUCAGAAAAUCGGUGACACCAAACGAGCAACACCGAUUGAAGUGCUAUGUGAAAGCUUCCCUGAAGAAAUGGCUACUUACCUGCGAUACGUGAGGAGGCUGGACUUUUUUGAGAAGCCCGAUUACGACUACUUGCGGAAGCUCUUCACUGAUCUCUUUGACCGAAACGGCUACGUCUUUGACUAUGAAUAUGACUGGGUUGGCAAAUCCCUGCCCACACCAAUAGGCCCUAUCCCCAGUGAUGCUCCCCUGCAGCCCAGCAGCAGGGACAAAGCACAACAGCAGACCAAAAACCAGUCGCCUGAGCCCAAAGGAAGUGAGUCUCAGCCCACUCCCGUGACCAAUAAGGAGACUUUGGGGUCGCACCUCACAGCUGAGCGGCUGGGGGGCUCUGUUCAGGUGAUGAGCUCAACAAAUGGCGAGCUGAACACUGACGAUCCCACAGCUGGACACUCCAACGCUCCCAUCACCGCUCCCACUGAGGUUGAAGUGGCCGACGAUACCAAGUGCUGUUGUUUCUUUAAACGGAGAAAGAGGAAAGCCCUCCAGAGGCACAAGUGAAAGAAGAGAUUGAAGAGAACUUGAAACCUUGUUGUCACUGUCAAGUUUUAAAUGGAAGCAACUACACAGACGGCCCCCCGCCUCCUCCUCCACCCACCCUGUCCUCUUCUCUGUCCAGACCCACCCACUUGACCUCCUCUGUCACUCUUAACUUCCUCCCCUGCUUCUCUCUCUCCCUCGUUCUCAGUGCUCCCUGGCUACUGGCGUGUUAAAGGAACGUUGCAGUCAUACUGACUCACAACAGACUCUUGAUUCCUUUAUCGGCGCAAAAUACACUUACCUGCAUUACAAAGGUGGGGGAGGGUGGGGUUGGGGUGGCUGUGGGGUGAGGAGCUUGAGAAAAAGUUUUUUUUUUUUAAAAAGCUGUAACAAUGAAACUCGAAUACUGUGGCGUGAAUAUGAAAUAAGAUACUGUUUGAAACAGUUGUUGAAUUCUAGAUUCCAUACAGAAGGUUUGUUGUUCCAACAGUCAGCUGUUGAUCAGGGGGAACCAUCCGAAAUCUGCUCCUUAGGAAAUAGUUUAUUGCUUUCCUUUUCUUCCUUUGGUGUGUGUUUUGGGAUCAAGGUAAAGAAAAAGGUGAAUUAUGCCGAUGUUAAAUCUGAGCGACACCGCAAGCUUUUCAUCUAUUACAGAAUUUGGAGGAUUUUUAUGUAUUUUUUUUUCUUUCCUUUUUUUGUAAUUGAAUCCUCAGUUUUCAAAGUUGAAUCCCUGCAUUGAAGACUUAUUUUUAUGUUGUAGUGUUCUGGAGUUCCAUUUCCUCCUCACCCCCGCCUCCCCUCCUUCAUCUGGCUUACUUUUUGUCUGUCAUCGUGGACUUUGUAGCACAGUCACUGGCCUCAGGUACUGUGGAAGAUCGAGAGAAACAGAUAUUAAGCUCUCCUUACUAUUAUUGCACUUUGGGGAAAAAACACACACAAAAAAAGCAGAAAACAAUUACAGUGGAAACUUUAGGUAUGAAAUUAACAAUUACGAAAUACAAAACUUAAUAAAGACUGAUCUAGGAAGAGUCCUUCACGACGCUUAUAUCUGAGUAAUGGCAAGGAAAAUGUUUGAUUUACGUGAGGGAAGAUAUGUCUUUCAACUUUUAUUUCUUACAUCAGAAUAAUUUACCAGGAAAUCAUAGUUUGUGCCUUUCUAAGUAAAAUGUUUAAAGCUCAA
Messenger RNA from Nerophis lumbriciformis (worm pipefish), 3244 nucleotides. It is a transcript of the gene csnk1g2b, whose product is annotated as casein kinase 1, gamma 2b. The record is from RefSeq and is a predicted model, not a curated record. NCBI's taxonomy places the organism in Eukaryota, Metazoa, Chordata, Actinopteri, Syngnathiformes, Syngnathidae. Gene Ontology annotation, biological process: protein phosphorylation. Gene Ontology annotation, molecular function: protein serine/threonine kinase activity; ATP binding.